Messenger RNA from Rhinopithecus roxellana (golden snub-nosed monkey), 2018 nucleotides. RefSeq lists its product as uncharacterized. The record is from RefSeq and is a predicted model, not a curated record. NCBI's taxonomy places the organism in Eukaryota, Metazoa, Chordata, Mammalia, Primates, Cercopithecidae. The coding region runs from base 324 to 770 and encodes 148 amino acids. The transcript is spliced from 5 exons.
AUCUCUUCAACUACCUGUGAAAACUGAUGUGAUGAAAAGGGGAAUUUGAAGGAGCCAUUCCAGAAGACAGGGCAAAAACGGAAUCAGGGCCAAGAAAAACAGAAAUAGCAGGAUCUGGAGUUGAAUAGGUGGAAUAGUUGAAUAGGCUACUCUCCCCUGCUGGCAGGAAACCUAGCAGCCUUCUGGUGUCCAAGGACUGAAAACUUUAGAAGCACCUGGAAUUGGCAGCCUUGGCAUGGUCAGGUUGGCACCUCUGGAGGUGCUCAGGCUUCCCUGGCGGCAUUGUGAGCAGUGGAUGGUGUCGAAGGGCAGCCAGAGGAGGAAUGGAACACAUGCUCCUUGCUAACCACAGGGACAAGGCCACAUUCACAGGUACACAAAGGCAACACAGUUGCUCAGGUGCUCCCGUAUCACAGCCAAGACCCCUUCGGGAGAAGCUAGUUGGAUACUUGGACCCACAUUGCAGACUACUAAGCCACUGUCGCCCCUCGGCUCCGUUUGUGCUCCCUCCACCCCAAGAGGAUGGGGGUGGAAGGCCACCUUCCAUGGGUGUGUCCUCCACGAUGACCUACCUGAUAACAAAGGUGCAUGGAUUUCAGAUUGGCCUACAACAGCAUUUGGCUUGUGGAGACAGUGGUUCCCUGGUGAAAAACUGCCAUGAUGGGAAUAGAAACCAUCAGAGGAAACGUCCACAAGUUCCCAGGACGCAUCCACCCACCUCCUCCAUGUGUAGCCACCACCUCUACCUUCCCCUCUGGUGCUGUGGAUGAGCCAUCCAUGCUCCUGGCAAAGGCCCACCUGCCACUUGGGCACAGGAACCCAUCCAUCCCUCCUUACCUCCGGAAAACUCCUCUAUAUUUGUCCGUCAUUCUCUUUCUCUUUCUCUCUCCCCCCCCCCAUAUUUUUUAUUUUAUUUUAUUUAUUUAUUUGAGACGGAGUCUCGCUGUGUCACCCAGGCUGGAGUGCAGUGGCAUAAUCUCGGCUCACUGGAACCUCUACCUUUUGCAUUAAAGCAAUUCUCCUGCCUCAACCACCUGAGUAGCUGGGAUUACAGGUACCACCUCGCUGGGUUAAUUUUGUAUUUGUAAUUGAGAUGGGGUUUCACCAUGGCAGCCAGGCUGGUCUCAAACUCGUGACCUCAAGUGAUCUGCCCACCUCCGUCUCUCAGAGUGCUGGGAUUAGAGGCGUGAGCCACCAGGCCUGGCCUAUUUUUUAAUUUUUUUAGACAGAGUCUCCCUCUGUUGUCCAGGCUGGAGUGCAGUGAUGCCAUCUCGGCUCACUGCCACCUCUGCCUCCCAGGUUCAAGCGACUCUCCUGCCUCAGCCUCCCUAGUAGCUGGGAUUACAGCCAUGCGGCCACCACACCUGGCUAAUUUUUGUAUUUUUAGUAGAGACGGGGUUUCACCAUGUUGGCCAGGGUGGUCCUGAACUCCUGACCUCAGGUGAUCUGCCUGCCUCGGCCUCCCAAAGUGCUGGGAUUACAGGCAUGAGCUGCUGCGCCUAGCCUCAAUUAUUUUAAUCUUUGAAUAACUUCAGACUUGCAGAAAAGUUAGAAGACUUACAUGGAGAACUUCUCUACCCUCUUCCCCAUCCCCGCAAGGUACACAGUUGGCAAAACAAGAAGUCUGGGGUUCAGUGACACACUUCUUGACUCACAAGUUCGUGCUCUUUCUUUUCUCUCUCUCUCUCUCUCUCUCUCUGUUGUCUCUCCCUCCCUCCCUCUCCCCUUGAUGGCCACAUUUACUUUAUAAUUUUCUCUCUCACUCUUUCUCUGUCUCACUCUCUCUCUUACACAACACACACACUCAUAGGAAGACACCUAUAUAUAUAUUUUUUCCCGAACCAUUGGUAAGUAAUUUGCACACAGGAUGUCCCUUCACCCCCAAGUCCGCCAAUACUUCAGUGUGUUUCCUGAGAAGAAAGACCUUCUAGAUGUUUCACAUGAAUUCCAUUCUGGAAUCUACAGUUGGAGUUCAGAUUUCACCAGUUGUCCCAAUAAAGUCCUUUAGAUUUUUCUGG